Messenger RNA from Pseudoliparis swirei, 1938 nucleotides. It is a transcript of the gene paqr3a, whose product is annotated as progestin and adipoQ receptor family member IIIa. Gene Ontology annotation, molecular function: signaling receptor activity. Gene Ontology annotation, cellular component: membrane. The transcript is spliced from 8 exons. Bases 62 to 1102 code for a protein of 346 amino acids. The record is from RefSeq and is a predicted model, not a curated record. NCBI's taxonomy places the organism in Eukaryota, Metazoa, Chordata, Actinopteri, Perciformes, Liparidae.
UGUUGUAGCUCAAAGUUGACAGACACUGUAAUUUUAAAUUAAUGUUAACAUAUUCAUACAAAUGCGGAGUGCGUACUACAAACCUCAAAAUGGAACUAAGUGCACUUCUACGAAACUGAAAGCUUCAUGUCAGACUAAAGCGGCCCCCCACAGCCCCGCCAUGCCCCAGAAGGGCGGCCAGACGGCCCACUACAUCGAGGUGGGGGGGUAUCAGUACUGGCCCGUGCUGGUGCCCCGCGGGAUCCGACUGUACACCUACGAACAGAUCCCGGUGUUCCUGAGGGAGAACCCGUACAUCACGGACGGGUACAGAGCCUACCUGCCCUCCAGGCUGUGCAUCAAAAGCCUCUUCAUCCUGUCCAAUGAGACGGUGAACAUCUGGAGCCACCUGCUGGGCUUCCUGCUCUUCUUCCUGGUGGGCGUGUACAACAUGGCGUCGGUGCUGCCGGCCAUCGGCGCCUCCAAAGAAGACUACGUCAUCUACUCCAUCGAACUCUUCUGCUUCCAGCUGUGCAUGCUGUGCUCGGCGGGUUAUCACCUGUUCUGCUGCCACCGCUCGGAGGAGACCAGCCGCCGCUGGAUGGCGCUGGACUACGCCGGGGUCUCCAUCGGCAUCCUGGGCUGCUACGUCCCCGGAGUCUUCUACACCUUCUACUGCGACGACUACUGGCGCCAGGUGUACCUGCUGACGGUGCUCGCCAUGCUGCUGGCGGUGUUCUUCUCCCAGCUCCACCCUCACUCCCUGGGCCAGCAGUGGCAGCGGCUGCGCUCGCUCUCCUUCUGCCUGGUGGCGGCGUACGGCGUCCUGCCGGCGCUGCACUGGGUCUGCCUCGCCGGCGGCUUCUCCUCUGACCUCGUGCAGGCUUUUUUUCCUCGGAUCCUGGGGAUGUACUUCAUCGCUAUAUUAGCUCUUCUUUUCUACGUUUCAAAGGUUCCCGAACGCUACUUCCCAGGCCAGCUGAACUACCUGGGCUCCAGCCACCAGCUGUGGCACCUGCUGCUGCUGCUGAUGUUCUACUGGUGGCACCAGGCGUCCUGCUUCAUCAUGGCCUACAGGCACAGCCGGCCCUGCCCCCCCGAGGGACACGCCCACCAGGAAUAAGCCACGCCCACUCUGUGAGCAGCACGAUGUUCUCACCUGCAAGUCUUCAGUCCACCGGCAGCGGGAUUCAAACCUGCGACACGUACGUUGUUGUUGUUUUUAACGAGCUCAUCACCGGAAAACAACUGAAACUCUUCAUCAUGUCUAACGACCGGUCGAGUUCAGAGUGAAUUACACGUCUCGCAGCUCUAAACAAAGACCUUUAAAAGGUCAUUAAAUAAAAAGUGUUUUUACAGAGUUGAAGUUUGACUUCAAACUCUGAGACGAGUUCAUGAACAAACUAAAUGAUCAAUGUUUAGAUGGAGAAACACAAAUGUUCUCGAGGUUCCUUCAGUCUUUGAGUAUUGUUUGUGUCCUAGUACACACGUGUGUACUAGUACCCGUGCGCGUACUAGUACACAGUACCAGCUGAUCCAGUGUUUCUUGUCGUGUCAAACUGACGUUUUUAUUCACAACUGAGACGUUAUUAAACUGCAGAUUUUAUAAUUGAAAGUUAUUUUAAAAUCUUUUUAGACGUGUUAAUUGAAUCAUGCUCACGUUGUGUGUUCAGAGUUCUCCAGACAUGUUUUGGUUUAUUCUCCAUGUGUUUAAAUAGUUCCCAAAAGUUUCCCAUGGACAGUCCUCUGUCUUCAGGGCCGUGUGCAAUGCUCUGUUUGGGCUUUUGUUUGUCAUAUUUAAAGUUUUAAUGUCUCUAUUACAUUGUUGUUGUUGUUGUGUUUAAGUUAUUGUGAACCUGCUCUGUGUGUUUUGUAGCAGCCGGAAUUUUGUAUCUUGACUUUUUCAUACAUGAACUCUAAAUAAAGAAAUUAACCACGUUAGGUUUGUAAAGUGUGAAA